This is a messenger RNA of Plectropomus leopardus (leopard coralgrouper), 1339 nucleotides long. RefSeq names its product elongator acetyltransferase complex subunit 5 (gene elp5). Gene Ontology annotation, molecular function: tRNA binding. NCBI's taxonomy places the organism in Eukaryota, Metazoa, Chordata, Actinopteri, Perciformes, Serranidae. Gene Ontology annotation, biological process: tRNA wobble uridine modification. The record is from RefSeq and is a predicted model, not a curated record. Gene Ontology annotation, cellular component: cytosol; elongator holoenzyme complex; nucleus.
GAACUUUGGGAUAUGACGUUUUUGAAGCUGUGCAUUCUAAACAUGCUAUCUGGCGAAACAUGUUGGACUUGGUUUGGGCAAUGAACGCUUUAUUUUUAAGUAAAAAAUAUGAGUUUCUGCAACCCUAGGCGCUCGCUGUUCUGAAUUUCGAGAAAUGUUGCCCUUCUGCCAUCAAAUUACGGAACUCUUCGAUGUUUUAUUAUGGUAUUCAUGGUGAAUCAGAGACAUGCUAACUAGCUGAAGCUACUUGGACCAUCUUCAGUUUAAUUAUAUAAUUAACCAAGUACAAUGUUGCCUGAAUUAUUGCAAGGUAUCGAUGCUGGAGGGAUCCUCAUAAUACAAGAUUCUGUGAGUUAUUCUGGUCGACACCUCCUGAAGAGCUUCAUCAAUGCUGCAUUGAACAGGGAGGAAACUGUCCAUGUCCUUGGUUUUGACGUCAGUGAGGAAGAGCUGAAAGAUGGACUAAAAGGAUCCCCUAUUCAAAGGCUACACUUUCACGAUGCCUAUACAGACCCCCUUGGCUGGACUGAUCACCCAGCUUUCACAGUUCACCAGUUCUGUUUGGAAGAACUGACAAGCCUGGUCAAGCACACAUCACACCCAAAACCACCUAUUUUAGUGAUUGACUCUCUUUCGUGGAUUUUGAGACACCUCAGUCCUCCUGCUGUCUGCAGGACACUUCAGCAACUUAGAAAAGGGGGAGCUGUGAGAGCUAUAAUCAGUCUUCUCCAUGCAGAUAUGCAUCAGAGGGGUACUGUGGGAAGUAUAUGCCAUUUGGCAUCUUCAGUCAUCACUGUAGCACCUGGGAUGAAGGGAGACGAGGCAGUGGCAAAGAUAACAAAGCGCUCAAAAUCGGGCAAAGUUGUGCAAGAUGAGGAGAUUUUCAGCAUCAAAGAUGAUCUUACAGUCAUAGUACAGAGCAAGCCCAGCCAACUUGGACCCAAAAGUGCUGACCCUGAGGAGCAGGAGACGGACCCAACAGCCAACUUGACCUUCAACCUUCGACUAUCUGAUACAGAGCGCGAGGCCAAAGAGAAACUUGCACUGCCCUUUGUCUUCAGCAAAGACAAGAAACGCGCUCUGCUCCACUCAGGCCCUGGUUCAGGACGAAUUCUGUAUGAGCCUGAUGCAAACGAUGACUAUGACCAGGAGGAUCCUGAUGAUGAUCUUGAUGUGUAGAGGCAAAAAGGAUUCAUGUUUCAUGUCCUUUUUGCAUUCAAGACACUGAGUUGUUUUCAGUAGUGCAGAUUAAAAGCCUUAACUCACACACUCAUGGGUAAAGAAUAAUGUACGUUUCUGUAAGAAAUCUAUAUUAUGUUUAUAAAAUGUUUUUUUCCAA